AUGCCUACGAUUACUGUGAUUGGUUCAUUAAAUUACGAUGUUGUGACUACGUAUUCUCGUUUACCCAAUGCUGGCGAAACCGUUCCAGCUAAAAACUUUGAAACUCAUAACGGUGGAAAGGGUGCAAACCAGGCUUUAGCUUGUGCUCGCCUACGCACAAAAGGUGGGCAGUACCCAUCUGUCAACGUCAAAAUAAUUGGAUGUGUUGGUGAUGAUACCUUUGGUUGUACACUUAAAGAGUUUCUUUCAAAAUCAAAUGUUGAUAUCUCUGCAGUUCGGACUCUUGAUAAGAGCACGAAUAUCGGAACUGGUGUAGCAACUAUUUUAGUUGACGAAAAAUCCGGGCAAAAUAGAAUUCUCGUUUACCCCGGAGCAAAUUCCCUAGUUUCUAAAAUAGAUGUUCUAUGUGCCAUCAUUGAUCCAGAAACUAAUAAUUUUAACACUGAUUCUUUAAUUCUUCAAAACGAAAUUCCAGUCAGCUUGGUUCAAGACAUUAUAAAAACUACAACAGACAGAAAACUUGGAAAAAAGCCAUUUGUCAUUUAUAAUCCGUCUCCCAUAGAUGCAUCGUUUGACAGUAACUUAUACAAAUACGUUGAGUGUCUUAUCGUGAACUCUACAGAGGCCAAGGCCAUUGUUCCAGAAAAUGUGGGGUCAUUACUGGUAGAUGAUGAUAAUGCCGAACAGGCACUUCAAGCAGCGGUUCCUAUUUUCCAGGCAUUGAAUCUUCCAAAGUACUUAAUCAUUACACUGGGAGCCGCUGGAUGUGUCUAUGUCGAUGGCACAGUUUCGCUAGAAGCACGGCAUUUACCUGCGGUCAAGCCGCCCAAACCCAUCAUCGAUACAACAGGCGCGGGCGACACCUUCCUUGGUGCAAUCGCUUCACAGCUGACCGAAGACAACGGACUUGACCAAGCUCUUAAGGUGGCGCUAACGGCCUCUUCUAUUGCUAUUACCAGAAAGGGAGCUGGUGAUGGGAUUCCGGAAUUUCGCGAGUUAGUUUUGUAA
Molecule: messenger RNA, 1008 nt
Organism: Magnusiomyces paraingens
Lineage: Eukaryota; Fungi; Ascomycota; Dipodascomycetes; Dipodascales; Dipodascaceae
Exons: 1
Coding region: 1-1008 (335 amino acids)
Biological process (GO): D-ribose metabolic process
Molecular function (GO): ribokinase activity
Source: RefSeq, a predicted model, not a curated record